This is a messenger RNA of Pogona vitticeps (central bearded dragon), 1154 nucleotides long. The record is from RefSeq and is a predicted model, not a curated record. NCBI's taxonomy places the organism in Eukaryota, Metazoa, Chordata, Lepidosauria, Squamata, Agamidae.
AUGGGGUCUUUCCCAGCCCCAUCCCAGUCCUGUCCGGGGCUGAGCUCCGCCAAGGAGCGCAAAAGCUUCCCAAGACGCGGCUGGAACGCACGAGUGAACGCGCGAGCGAGCGAGAUCUCCCCGGUGGAUCAGCGCCAUGGGCCGGGGCUGCAGCCUUCGGGCCCGGCCGCCGGGCUCAAGCAAGACCGCCCAUCCAUCCUUCCUUCCUUCCUACUCCCGGGCACCACCCACCAACCGACCCGCGGUUCUCCCUUCCUUUCCCCAGUCGCCGGUGCGCGCUCAGCCGGGGCAGUUUCCCCUUCGGAUCUUCCACGGCGGGCCCAGCCGGAGGCAGCUGCCCUUCCUUCAGAGCAAAGAUGUCUUUUAACACUGCCAUGGUUCCUGUGCAUUUUAAUGAUGGCAUUUUAUUUUUUCAAGGAUGACGCAGGUCUGCUGGAAAGUGACAGCUGGAGAAUAUCUGAAAAAUGUGAAAAAACCCAAAUCCUCCGAAACAGAAAGAAUCACAUCCUAAUAGCCUGUCCAGAAGAUUCUAAUCAACACAGGGCAGUAUUUGAGCCUGUGACAGACCAAGAAGUACAAAACGCAUCUGGAACCAAAUUCACCAUCCACAUGUAUGAAGACACAAAUAUUCCCAGAGGACUGCCAGUGGCCUUUACCACCGAGUGGAAAAGCAAAACCUACUACAUGUGUGUUGUGAAAGACGGCAGCAACAUGAGGGUGGAAUUUAAGGAAGGAAAUGUUCCGAGACGCAUUGCUGGACAAUCCAGCAAUGUGAUCUUCAACAAAAUACAGUUUUCGGAAGGCGACCACCAGUUCUUCAUGUUUGAGUCCGCCUUGGAAAAAGACUGCUUCCUCGCAUUUGAAUGGGAUGAAAACAGCAAAGCCACAAAACUCAUUGUAAAGAAAAUGGAAACUACGGACGAAGUGGACGAAUCCCUACAGAUACACCAUUCCUCCCACUCCUCUAAAUCGCUGUGAAAGUAGCACAGACAAAACUUGUUGCAAAGACCGAAAUAAAGAAUACUAUGAAGAAAAGUGCCGUAUGUUUAAGUGAAAACAGUCCUUAACUGCCCCCUGGAUUGUGAAACAACCACAUUAUACUGUACAUUGUAAAACUUAAAAUUAAAAAACAAAAGCAGAAGGUAGCAACUUAA